Messenger RNA from Megalopta genalis, 2183 nucleotides. RefSeq lists its product as uncharacterized. The record is from RefSeq and is a predicted model, not a curated record. NCBI's taxonomy places the organism in Eukaryota, Metazoa, Arthropoda, Insecta, Hymenoptera, Halictidae.
CCGACCGAGCACGUAUCGCGUAACCUGGAGAGAUGGCCUGGAUGCCUUUUUUCGUCGUGUACCGUUACCGUAGAAUAACUUAGGUAUCUACCAUCAUGGGACCACCACUUAUUUCACUUUGUCCCCAUCGUUCACCUGUUCGAUCGAACGUUACAAUCGGUGCUCUAUCAGCAGCAGAGUUAAAUAGGAAAGGAACUGGCUGAGUUUCUCUACGCGGAACCGUGAUUUCGUUCAGUCUUUCUUACGUGCUCAUUCGAAACGGGCGCACAAAUGUAACCGAACCCAACCAGGCGAACGGAUUAAGCCAGACGAAACGUAGGAGAUCUUGAAGAAUCACGCCGCUGUUCUGAAAUCGGCUAAUACUGAAAAUGAGAGCUACACUUGUUUUGGCGAUAGUUAUUACCGUUUGUUUCAAUGUCCACUAUGCUGAGAGCAAGUCGACAAAGUCGACCCAGAUGUUGUCUCUUCAAAGUAAAGAAACAAAUGUGGCCAAUUUCAUGAGAUUACUAGUUAUGAGGCUGGUCUUUGGAGUAGCAUCUGCGAUGGGUCUCGGAGAAAAUCUGUCUGACGUCCUCGGAGGGAUAUUUGUACCACCCGGAGCUGACGACUAUGACUAUGGCGGCGGUGACUAUUUCACGGAUUUGUUUUAACGCUGAUGUUCGUUCAGAUAUUAUUAUCAAACUCGUCAACUCGUCCGUUGCCAUGUCGAUCAAACAUAAUCAACACUGAGUUUUUUAUAUACAUCUAUCGACUAGAUAGGAGGAUAUAAAAAUUAGACAUAAUUAAACGGUUCAUCAUAACUACUAAAUCGUGUAACAGUUAUUUCAGUAUAGAACAAAGAAGAAGGCAAAAAUUAUUUUCUUUUUAUUCACUACAACACUUUUAUACUUUUGCACACGAACUUACAUUUAAUACACAAUUAAAUAAAAAUUUAAUUGAAAUAUUCUUAUUAAUUUGGUAGAUUCUUAAAAAUAGCACAAUUCCAAAUUUGGAUCCUAAAUUUACAUUUGCCGACUUUCCUUUAUGCUUUAAAUGUUAUGCAACACAUUUACGUUAAAUUACGUAGAUGCAAUUUAGAUAAUUAUUACUGUAACCACAAUUGAGCAUGGCAAAAUCAGCGCCGACAGUAACGAUCUAGUAUAAAUAUUUAAUUUGUAGACAAAACAAAUCGAUGCCAUUUGAAAAAAGUAAAAUAUUUAUCGGCGUACAUAAUAAUUGUGUUUAUUAAAGGAUUACUAAAUUCUGUAUUCCUGCGAAAAGUACCGAGGGUUAUUAAUGGAGUUUUUGCAAAAUAAUCGUGGUGGCGAAUAUUUAAAUGCGUUAGCUGGGUACAGUGUAGAUAAAAAUUCAUAGGUAUGCAUUUAUAGAUUUUCUAUCCUUUACUCUCUCCUUAAAGGAGACUUAUCGAGGGUAAAUGAGAUAAAAUCUCAACUCAGCAGUUUAAAUAAAUGCUGCAGAUCUGGGUUAAAUAUCGCUGUGACAACUAUCAACAUAAAAGAAAAAUUUUUCAUUUUUUAUUGUUACUAUGUAAAUCUAUAUUGUUUUCACAGCUGAUUGUUACACUGCUAAGGUUUCUUUGACGAUUAGAGACAUUUUCAGUAGUUAAACAUUACUAAAUAAAUCGUAUAGUACCCUUAGUAUAGCGACACUCGUUUCACCAACGAUGGAUAGAAACUGUAUUUUUUAGAAAUACUGGGAAGCGUUAUCGACGUGAAUAAUGAUUUUGAAUUCAAUACAACUAUUAUUUUUAUCGUAAAAUGUAAUUAGGCAGAGGACCCAUUGAUCACUCAUUACACGUAUUUACAAAUCAGAUUUAUUACAUUUUCGAAAAAUGAUGUACAUUUUUUAGUCCUUCGAUAUCGACUGCGUCAUUUAUUUAUUAGUUUGCAUUGACGACAAUGGGAACAUAUAUGUAAAAUGUGCAUAAUUGUAAUAAUUACGCGAAAACUAGUAAAUUAAAAUGCCCGAAUAGAACUUUAUCAGUAAGUUUCUUCUUAAGAUUUAUUUAUUUGUAAAUAACUAUUUAUAUUUAUUUAUUAUUUAUUUAUAUUACUAUAUGUGAAAUAAUGAAACAUUGUUACAUUGAAAAGCACCCGUAACUAUUUGUGAAAAAUGAGAUGUUACAAAUUGCUUUUUGUAUGUAUCAAAGCUUCGUCGAAAUAAACCAUAGUGUUCACUAUCUA